Perognathus longimembris pacificus (Pacific pocket mouse) is the source of this 1119-nucleotide messenger RNA. Its product is annotated as neuropeptide Y receptor type 6-like. Gene Ontology annotation, molecular function: neuropeptide binding; neuropeptide Y receptor activity. The record is from RefSeq and is a predicted model, not a curated record. The coding region runs from base 1 to 1119 and encodes 372 amino acids. Lineage: Eukaryota; Metazoa; Chordata; Mammalia; Rodentia; Heteromyidae. Gene Ontology annotation, biological process: G protein-coupled receptor signaling pathway. The transcript has a single exon. Gene Ontology annotation, cellular component: plasma membrane; neuron projection.
AUGGAAGUUUCUCGAAACCAGACGCCAUCUAAUAGAACCAUGGAAGAGGGCAACUACAGCUCUGCCUUUUCCCACUUUGAGUCCUGUCAGCCCUCAUCGGCAGUCCUGUUCUUAUUCCUCAUAGCCUAUGCCGCGGUCUUGAUCCUGGGCCUUCUAGGAAACCUCUCUCUCAUCAUCAUCAUCGUGAAGAAGCAGAGGGAAGCUCAGAGUGUCACCAACAUACUGAUCGCCAAUCUGUCCCUCUCUGACAUCUUGGUCUGUGUCAUGUGCAUACCUCUCACUGUCACCUACACACUGAUGGACCACUGGGUAUUUGGGGAGCUCAUGUGUAAACUCACCUCUUAUGUGCAAAGCGUCUCCAUCUCCGUCUCCAUAUUCUCCCUCGUCUUAAUCGCUGUCGAGAGACAUCAGCUGAUCGUCAAGCCCCGGGGCUGGAAGCCUGGGGUCCCUCAUGCCUACUGGGGUGUCACGUUUGUUUGGUUCCUCUCCUUCCUGCUGUCUGUGCCCCUCUUCCUGGCCUACCACCUCACCGAGGAGCCCUUUCUCAACCUCUCUCUCCCUGCUGACCUGUACGGCCACCGGGUAGCCUGUGUGGAGACCUGGCCUUCGAGAACCAACCAGCUCCUCUUUUCCACCUCUUUAUUUCUACUCCAGUAUUUCGUACCCCUGGGCUUCAUCCUUGUCUGCUACCUGAAGAUUGUUCUAUAUCUCCGCAGGAGAAAUAGGAAGGCAGGCAGGAGGAAGGAGAAGGAGAGCCGGUUCAGUGAGAGCAAGCGGGUCAACACCACGUUGGUGGCCAUUGUGGCCGCCUUUGGGGCCUGCUGGCUGCCAUUGAAUGUGUUCAACAUCAUCUUCGACUGGCAUCACGAGGUGCUGAUGAGCUGCCACCACGACCUGGUGUUUAUAACUUGCCACUUCGUCGCUAUGGUUUCUACAUGCAUAAACCCUCUCUUCUAUGGCUUUCUAAACAGAAACUUCCAGAAGGACCUGAUGGUGCUUCUUCACUACUGUUGCUGCUUUCCACCCCAGGAGAGAUAUGAGAACAUUGUCGCCUGCAGUCUGCAUACAGAUGAGUCCAAGGGUUCACUACGGCUGGCUCACCUACCAACCAGUAUAUAA